Molecule: messenger RNA, 4152 nt
Organism: Rhododendron vialii
Lineage: Eukaryota; Viridiplantae; Streptophyta; Magnoliopsida; Ericales; Ericaceae
Product: sucrose synthase
Exons: 13
Coding region: 1421-3841 (806 amino acids)
Biological process (GO): sucrose metabolic process
Molecular function (GO): sucrose synthase activity
Source: RefSeq, a predicted model, not a curated record
UCACAAAGCAAAACAAACUCAUUCAUUGCUUUCUCUCUGUUCUUUCCGUACUCUGUUAUUUUUGUUCGUCUGUUUUUUUUUUUUGAGCAAAAGGUAAUUUCUCUCUGCUGUAAUUUUAGAUCUAAUCCGUAAAAUCAUUAUCUAUGUCGGUGGCUCAAGAUUUCUACCAAAGGUCCUAGAUUUCAAGAUUUUGUUUAUUUCAGUAGCUUUCGUGGGUAGAAAUUCAUCUUCAGUAGCUUUCUUACACUUGAAUGAGUUGUCGGUUUCCCGAUAUCUCCGCCGAUGGUUUCCUUUUUCUUCCUUUUCAUUUUCCUUUUUUCUUUAUGGCAAGUAAAUAUAAAGGAAUCGGAGGUUUUCUUGAUCAAAAAGUUGCUUUGUUCAAAAGAGUCUCCACUCCGGCUAUAGAAAGUUUUUCUCUGAUUCUACACGCAAUAUUCAUGGAUAAAUAGAUAAUCUCUUUAUCCCACGACUCGAAAAAGGACUGUGCUUUAAAUCUAGAAUCUUCUCACCCAAACAUUCCAUUUUUGAGCGAAUUUUUUUUUGGGAUUUUUCGCUAUAAAUUCCCUGACAACCCCCUUCAAACGUACAGACUUGUCCUUCUUCUCUUCUUUGUUAAUCUCUCUAGCGUGAGUAGUCUCUGCUUCUUCUUCUCACUCCUUUUGUUUUUUGUUUUUGUAUGAACACAUUCGAUUUGUUUUUUGUUUUUGUAUGAACACAUUCGAUUGUGUGUUGAAAGUGAGUAGUUCUUUUUAUCUUGAAGAAAAGAAGUUUGUUGUUCAUCCUCAUCAUCCAAAUAGAAAAAAAAAGUGUUCCUUUUGAAAAUGCUCUGUUUUCUUUUCUACACGGUUGGGUUUCACAAAUCUCGCACGACACACCAUAGUCAGAUUCUGUGUCUUUUUUCUAAUGGAGUAGUUUUUUAAGAAAGAAAGAAAUUGGGUGCAAAUCUUUUUCUGGGUAAACAAAUUUCUUGGGGUGUUGCAAAAAAAAAAGAAAAAAAGAGAAGAAUAAACUACACUUUACGAAAACAGAGACUAGAAAUGUACACCAGAAAGUUAGGUUGGACGGUGAAUGAAGAGGGAGGGCCCAUUGGAGCCGCCUUGGUCGUUACGCAAUAAUCGUCUUUGGCUACCAGUGCGAUCUAUAUAGUAGUCUUGCAAUUGUACAGUAGUACUAGUAACAACUAGUAAAAAUUUCAAUGGUUUGUGUUUCCGUGCGGGGUUAGGUAUUGAAAAUUUAAUGGACCCAAUGGCAUAUUCUAGAUUAUCUCUAGAUUAGGUGGGGAAGUUUGACUUUCUGGUCAAUUCUUCUGGUUUUAUAGAAAGGGUCUGAUUUCGGAUAAAACCAUUAUAUCCAGUUUUCAAGUUAACGAUUUGUUUUUGUCCCAGGUUUUGGUUUUUGUCCGUGAAUCCCUUCCAAAGAUAUGUCUGGACACGUUCUGACUCGCGUUCACAGCCUUCGGGAGCGUCUUGAUGAGAAUCUGUCCGCUCAUCGCAACGAAAUUCUGUUGCUUCUCUCCAAGAUCGAAAAGCAUGGAAAAGGAAUUCUGAAGCCCCAUCAGAUCGAGGCAGAAUUUGAUUCACUCUCUAAAGAUGCCCAACAGAAGCUGCAUGAUGGAGCUUUUGGAGAGUUUCUGAAUUCCACUCAGGAAGCAAUAGUUUUGCCUCCAUGGGUUGCUUUUGCCGUUCGACUAAGGCCCGGUGUGUGGGAGUACGUCCGAGUGAAUCUUAAUGCCCUUGUUGUCGAGGAGUUGAGCGUCCCACAGUAUCUGCAGUUCAAAGAAGAACUCGUCGAUGGACCGCAAAAUGGCAACUUUGUACUCGAGUUGGAUUUUGAACCCUUCACCGCAUCUGUCCCGCGCCCAACCCUUUCCAAGUCAAUUGGGAAUGGAGUUGAGUUCCUCAACAGGCACCUCUCUGCUAAAAUGUUCCAUGACAAGGAAAGCAUGUUCCCACUCCUUGAUUUUCUCAAAGCCCACAACCACAAGGGAAAGACAAUGAUGGUCAAUGACAGAAUACAAAACCUCAAUGCUCUGCAGUUUGUCUUGAGGAAGGCAGAAGAAUAUCUGCUUACACUUCCGUCAGAAACCCCAUAUGCCAAGUUUGAACACAAGUUCCAAGAGAUUGGUUUGGAGAGAGGGUGGGGUGACACCGCUGAGAGAGUGCUAGAAAUGAUCCUUAUGCUACUGGAGCUUCUUGAGGCUCCUGAUCCCUGCACUCUCGAGAAAUUCCUUGGAAGAAUCCCCAUGGUUUUCAACGUUGUUAUCCUUUCUCCCCAUGGUUACUUCGCUCAAGAAAAUGUCUUGGGCUAUCCUGACACUGGUGGCCAGGUUGUAUACAUUUUGGAUCAAGUUCCUGCAAUGGAGAAGGAAAUGCUUCUACGUAUCAAGCAGCAAGGGCUUGAUAUCAUUCCUCGUAUUCUCAUUGUGACUCGGCUUCUCCCAGAUGCGGUAGGCACUACUUGCAAUCAACAUCUUGAGAAAGUUUACGGAGCAGAGCAUUCACAUAUACUUCGAGUUCCCUUUAGAACGGAGGAGGGAGUUGUCCGCAAAUGGAUCUCACGUUUUGAAGUCUGGCCUUACAUGGAGACUUUCACCGAGGAUGUUGCACAUGAAAUUGCCAAGGAGUUGCAGACAAAGCCAGAUUUGAUAAUUGGAAACUACAGCGAGGGUAACCUUGUUGCCUCUUUGUUAGCUCACAAAUUAGGGGUCACACAGUGUACCAUUGCUCAUGCAUUGGAGAAAACAAAAUAUCCUGAUUCUGACAUCUACUGGAAAAAAUUUGAGGAGAAGUAUCAUUUUUCAAGCCAAUUUACAGCAGAUCUCAUUGCGAUGAAUCAUACCGAUUUCAUUAUCACCAGCACUUUCCAGGAAAUUGCUGGAAGCAAGAAUACUGUAGGACAGUAUGAGAGUCAUACUGCCUUCACCAUGCCCGGACUAUACAGAGUUGUCCAUGGGAUUGAUGUGUUUGACCCCAAAUUCAACAUUGUCUCACCUGGGGCCGAUAUGUCCAUCUACUACCCCCACACAGAGAAGGACAAGAGAUUGACUAAGUUCCACCCUGAAAUUGAAGAGCUUCUCUUUAGUGAAGUAGAGAAUAAGGAGCAUUUAGGUGUGUUGAAGGACAAGAAGAAGCCAAUCAUAUUUUCCAUGGCAAGGUUGGACCGUGUGAAGAAUUUAACUGGUCUAGUUGAGUUGUAUGGUAAGAAUGCCAGGCUUAGAGAGCUGGCAAACCUUGUGGUUGUUGGAGGUGAUCGUAGGAAGGAAUCCAAGGAUUUGGAAGAACAAGCUGAGAUGAAGAAAAUGUACGACCUCAUUGAAACCUACAAACUGCAAGGUCAGUUUAGAUGGAUAUCUUCUCAAAUGAACAGGGUGAGGAACGGUGAACUCUACCGAUACAUCGCAGACACCAAGGGUGUUUUUGUCCAACCGGCUUUCUAUGAGGCCUUUGGUUUGACUGUUGUGGAGGCCAUGACCUGUGGUUUGCCUACAUUUGCAACUUGUUACGGUGGUCCGGCUGAGAUUAUUAUUCAUGGGAAAUCUGGAUUCCACAUUGAUCCUUAUCAUGGUGAUCAGGUGGCUGAACUUCUCGUCAACUUCUAUGAGAAGUGCACACAAGAUCCUUCUCACUGGGACGCUAUUUCCAAAGGCGGGCUGCAGCGCAUCCUGGAGAAAUACACAUGGCAGAUUUACUCAGAGAGGCUAAUGACACUUGCUGGGGUUUAUGGGUUUUGGAAGUACGUAUCGAAUCUCGAUCGUCGUGAGACGCGCCGCUACCUGGAAAUGUUUUAUGCUCUGAAAUAUCGCAAGUUGGCUGAAGCAGUUCCAUUGGCUGUUGAUCAGUAGAUGGAUGAUUGGCUCUGGGAGUAAUAAUGGCAUUUUUUGUCAAGUGGGAGUUUUCAAGUAUUUGAGGUUGUGAUGAGAAGAGUCUCUGCUGCUCCUUUUGUUUAUUGAAUUUCCUUUUUAUUUCUGUUUUGCUUUCCCCAUUAUAAUGGGGCAUUGCGUGGAAUUUCGGUUUAAAAGACUCUGUUAGUAUGGUAAAAAGUAGGUUAUCUUUUGUGUUUCCUUUUCCCCCGCCCUAUCUUCGGAUGAAGAUUUGGUGGGGUAUUUGAGAUUCUAAAUUGUUGAGUAAUAAUAAAGAUCAAGUUGCCAAUCUA